Molecule: messenger RNA, 1014 nt
Organism: Protopolystoma xenopodis
Lineage: Eukaryota; Metazoa; Platyhelminthes; Monogenea; Polystomatidea; Polystomatidae
Source: the annotation of a GenBank genome assembly
AUGCCAUGCAUUUCUGAUGAAAAAAAAUCCUCAAAGUUUGGAAUACUUAAUGAUACCUUGAUUAUAUCUCAACUUAAGUCAAUCUUUCGGCAACAUUUUCCUAUCUGCAAUCGUGUAAGGGUCACAGGAAUUUUGUCAUACAGCAUUGAUGAUGAUUCAGAAAAAUUUUUGAAAGUUGAUAUUGACUCGGAAUAUGCUUCAUCUGAAAAUACUUUUGAUGUCGCGGGAAAACCGGAGCAAACAGAUUAUUCUGAUAACCGACCUUUGGCAUCUAUCUCUCCACCACUUCUCCCCCCACUUGUGUUACAUUCAUCGCGAAAUUCCCAAUCAUAUAACAAUUGCGAAAAAAGAUUAUGUACCCAAAUUUCCGUUGGAAUCUUAGAUAAACCUCAAUAUGAAAAAGAAGAUAGCAUUGUUGAUCAGGAUUCGACACCAGAAGAGGAGCAUUGCCCAAUUACAAGUCGUAGGGAUAGACGGAAGUGCCGCCAGCCGAAACGUCAACUUGUUUCCGAGACCGGCAAAAAAUAUGAAGAUACCGAGUCCGAAGCUGAUGCUUUUACCGAGGAUGGGUGUGAGGAAAGAGGUAGGGCUGAUGAUAAGGAUAUCAUUGAUUUGCACAAUACUCUUUCGUCUCCAAAAGUUGCCAAACUUGAUCAUUCCCCGAGUGAGUCUUGGGAUCAGACGUCUUCUGCUAAUCAAUUACUACAACUGACUUCUGUGUCAUCAGCCACAUCAGCUGCUCCUUCUGCUGUCGUGAAUUCCCCUUCGUGUCCUCAAUUAGUUGCAACUACUGUUUCUUUACCUCUGACAAGCAAGACUCAAUCGUUUCCUAGUCCUUUACUCGCUAAAUUAGCAAUCGCUACGAGAGGUGUAAUUUCUAAUCAAGUUGAUUGCUCAACUCAGCAGUCGUUUUCUAGCCCAUCCGGAAAAAUUCAAUUGGGUGAAACUUUUAGGCAAAAUCUUGGAUCCUUGCAGAGUGAGGCCCACAAUAUUUCCUCUGUCGGCUCGUCGGGA